AUGGCUGAUGUCCAGGAAUUCAACAGUAUGCGACCGGCCGAGCGGCCCAAGAAGCGCAGAAGGCGGACAAUGGCCUGCCAGCCGUGCCGCAGUCGGAAAUUGCGCUGUGACCGCGAGUAUCCGACGUGCAGCCGGUGCUUGAAGAGCAGGGCGCCCACCAAUUGCACCUACGAGGAUGGGUUUCUGUGGCAGCAACCCGCAACAGUGUCGGGGGCUUCUUUUACCAGCGAUCAUGGAUCCACCAUGCCCCAGCCCGAGCAGGCGAUGCAGACACCCACCGACUCGGGCUUGACGGUGUCUACUCGGCCGGACGCACUCGUUUCGAAUAGUGUCCUCGGCCUCGGGUCCACGCUCGCUGAUACUAGUAGUAGGCCUCCAGAUGGCCCGCACCCCCAUUCGCAUGCGCAUCACAAAGGGAGGCAUAGAGAGCGCGGCUUCCUUGAGACUGUGCUUGGUGCGCCGAAAGCCGCGGUCAACCAGGAGCCGUAUGUGAAUACGGGCCUGCUGCAAAGGCCAAGGCGACCUGCACCGGAACCUGACAUGCAUUAUUCCUCGCAGGUAGAUCAAGAAGGCAUUGAAGAGGACGACCAAGAUAUUCUAUCACCAUCACAUCAAUUGGAUCUGUCACCGCGUAUCAUGAUGAGAGGUCGUGAGACGAAAACGAGGUACAGCGGAUCAGGCAUUUUUGCCAAUCUUGUCGCUCAGUUCCCUGAUAUCAGGUCCUUUGCAGAGGAAAUCAGAUUAACAAAUCCGAUCCUCUCGCGAGUUCGACCUGAUCUUGAACGGGUCAAAAAAGGACUCUGGAAGCGAAAACCUCUCAAUGAGCCUUUCCCAGAGCCUACGACAGCUUCAUUGAUAGCUCUCCUACCUUCACGAGGGGUAGUCGACGAGCUCAUCGGCUUGUACCUCACAUAUAUUGAAUCCCAGCACCGCAUUCUUCACGUCCCGUCAUUUCUACGGGAGGUAGAUCAAUUCUUUGCGAUGCUGGAUAAUCCCAUCAAUGUGUCAACCAUCUUCGUGGUGCAGCUUCUCUUAGUCCUUGCAUGUGCAUGGAACCUUGCAGAUGUGGGUAGUCUGCAAGAGAAAAGUGCCACCCUGUUGAAAUGCUAUACAGCUGUGGAGUGGGUGCUGCAUGCAGAGAAGUGGAUCGACAGUGCACAUAUCAAGCGGCCCGAUAUUGUGGCUCUGCGACUCUACAUCCUGCUGAUCAUGGCUCAGAACUGCUUUGGCACGAAGCGUAGCAAAGCCUGGCUUGCUACUGGUACUCUUAUCCGACAAGCGAUGCUGGCGGGGUACCAUCGUGAUCCGAACAAGUAUGCCCGCAUCUCUGUAUUCAACAAGGAGAUGCGGCGGAGGAUCUGGAUGACUAUUCUGGAGCUGGAUAUGCAGGUCGCCAUUGACCGAGGCAUGCCGCCGAAUAUACAGAAUUCCGACUACGAUACUCUUCCCCCGCUCAAUAUCAACGACGACGAGAUCCAUGAGAGCAGCACGGAACCCCCCAAGGACCGGCCAAUCAGCGAGGUCACGGAUUCAUCGUUCGCAACAGCCAUUGCUCGGUCUCUUCCUCUUCGACUGAAUGCGUGCCACUUGAUGCAUUCUCCUCGGAUUAGCUGUCGCUAUGAGGAGAUUCAGCGUCUGGAUUGGGAACUUAGUCGGCAUAUCUCCCGUAUCCCGGCAUGGAGUGUCUCGGACGCGAAUGACCUGGUUGCCCAGCACAAGGUCGCAUUAUGGAAAGCCAUGAUUGAGACCAAGCUUGCUCAAAGUUUGAUAUCGAUUCAUACGCCAUUUGCCAUCGAGGCUCGUCGAGAAUCGCUGUUCGUGCCUUCAGCUCGAUCCCGUCUUGACGCUGCUGUCUCCAUUCUCACGACACAGAAGCGGCUGUAUGAAACUUCGCAGCCGUUGUCAUUAUGUAUGCUAGGCGAGUGGACGAUUCAGGCAUACAUCACUAUUUGCCAGAUCCUGCACUCAGGGAAUCAGCACCCUACAUGCUACCCAGCCUCUACCACAUCCACCAUCCAUGCACUCCCCGGUCUGCCAGAUUCUCUCCUUGCACUCGUCGAGACAGCUCUCAUCGCUCUUGAACACCGAUUCCUGCUCGUCGUCAAGGGAGCCAAGGAUUACUUCUUUCUCUCAACAAUCGUCGCCCUGGUCAAGGCCAAGGUGUGGCCAUCGCAAUCGAACAUCUGCAAGCAGCAAGUCGUGGAGCGCGUCUUAUCCUUUGCCCAGACAUUGUUCUCACGACAUGCCACCUGCGAACACUUGGGCGCACCGGGGAUGGGCAGCUUCAAGGAUAAUCAGGUUGCGGCCUUUGUCGCGACACCCGGCAUGGAACCCGUCCUGCCUUCCGAUUUGGACGGCAUUCUUCCGCCGCCAGGUUUCGGUGUGACCCCGCCGGGCGAUUUCGAUCCCUUCCUCGAUGUUUUCGAUUGGGAAGAUCUGACGGGGAUCGCCCUGGGCAACUAA
Penicillium argentinense is the source of this 2463-nucleotide messenger RNA. RefSeq names its product putative C6 transcription factor. Lineage: Eukaryota; Fungi; Ascomycota; Eurotiomycetes; Eurotiales; Aspergillaceae. The coding region runs from base 1 to 2463 and encodes 820 amino acids. The record is from RefSeq and is a predicted model, not a curated record. The transcript has 4 exons. Gene Ontology annotation, biological process: DNA-templated transcription; regulation of transcription by RNA polymerase II. Gene Ontology annotation, cellular component: nucleus. Gene Ontology annotation, molecular function: DNA-binding transcription activator activity, RNA polymerase II-specific; zinc ion binding; RNA polymerase II cis-regulatory region sequence-specific DNA binding.